Molecule: messenger RNA, 1194 nt
Organism: Mytilinidion resinicola
Lineage: Eukaryota; Fungi; Ascomycota; Dothideomycetes; Mytilinidiales; Mytilinidiaceae
Product: glycolipid 2-alpha-mannosyltransferase
Exons: 4
Coding region: 1-1194 (397 amino acids)
Biological process (GO): cell wall mannoprotein biosynthetic process; protein N-linked glycosylation; protein O-linked glycosylation
Cellular component (GO): Golgi apparatus; membrane
Molecular function (GO): alpha-1,2-mannosyltransferase activity
Source: RefSeq, a predicted model, not a curated record
AUGGCGGGCACGCAGCGAUAUCUGCGCUACAUUAUAUUUGCCCUCGUGUGCCUAAUCCUACUCUUCUUCAUCUCCUCGUCCUCCACCGUUCCCGCGACACCGUGGCAAAGCGGCAAGCCAGAAACGGUAAAGGAGAUUGGAAACCAGAGCACCUCACCCAAGACUGCCCCUACAACCCCGAAUACCCAGAAUGAGUUGCCCCCGGCCACCGCAUCUGGGAGCCGUAUGAACGCGACCUUUGUCACUCUUGCCAGGAACUCGGAUCUCUGGGAGAUUUCCCGCUCCAUUCGCCAGGUCGAGGACCGCUUCAAUCGCAAGUUCAACUACGAUUGGGUCUUCCUCAACGAUGAUGACUUUGACGACGAGUUCGUCAAGGUUACCACUUCCUUGGUUUCCGGAAAGACAAAGUACGGCAAAAUCCCCACCGAGCAUUGGUCCUUCCCCGACUUCAUCGACCAGGACAAGGCUGCCGCAGUCCGUGAGGAAAUGAAGGAGAAGAAGAUCAUCUACGGUGACUCCAUCAGCUAUAGACACAUGUGUCGAUACGAAUCCGGAUUCUUCUUCCGCCACCCGUUGAUGCUAGACUAUGAGUGGUACUGGCGUGUGGAGCCCAGCAUUGAGCUCUUCUGCGACAUCAACUACGAUACCUUCAAGUUCAUGGCCGACAACAAGAAGAAAUACAGUUUCGUCCUCAGCUUGUACGAAUACGUGGAGACCAUCCCAACCCUUUGGGAUGCUGUCAAGAACUUUACCGCAACACACCCAGAGCAUGUUGUGAAAGACAACUCUAUGGGCUUCCUGAGUGACGACAACGGCGAAUCUUACAAUCAUUGCCACUUCUGGUCCAACUUCGAGAUUGGCAAUCUGGACUGGCUCCGCUCCAAGGCAUACGUCGAUUACUUCGAAUCCCUCGACCAUUCCGGCGGAUUCUUCUACGAACGAUGGGGCGACGCGCCUGUACACUCGAUCGCAGCUGCUUUGAUGCUCCAGAAGGAUGAGAUUCACUUCUUCAACGACAUUGCAUACUAUCACGUGCCAUUCACCCAUUGCCCGACGGGCCAGCAGACACGACUGGAUCUGAAGUGCCAUUGCAACCCCAAAGAUAACUUUGACUGGAAUGGGUAUUCAUGUACUUCGCGCUUCUAUGAGGUCAAUGGAAUGACAAAGCCAGAGGGGUACGAAAAGGAGCAAUAA